Molecule: messenger RNA, 255 nt
Organism: Entrophospora sp. SA101
Lineage: Eukaryota; Fungi; Glomeromycota; Glomeromycetes; Entrophosporales; Entrophosporaceae
Source: the annotation of a GenBank genome assembly
AUGAGAAUUGAUGAACAAAGUGGUAAAAUAAUUUAUUUGAAAUUUAAAACAUUUGGAUGCGGUUCUACUAUGGCAUCUUCGAAUUUUAUGACAGAACAUGGAGAAGCAGAUGGUAAUAGUAUUGAGGACGUGGAUGAAGAUGAAGAAAUGGUUCAAGAUAAUACCCACGAUAAUCCCAGUAACAGUCAUAAUAAUCUUAAUAAUAGUCAUAAUAAUGACAGUGAUAGCGAUGAUGAAAUCCAUUUAGUGUUAUAA